Molecule: messenger RNA, 1158 nt
Organism: Adineta steineri
Lineage: Eukaryota; Metazoa; Rotifera; Eurotatoria; Adinetida; Adinetidae
Source: the annotation of a GenBank genome assembly
AUGUCUUCAGUAUCUACCUAUCGUCGACAUAUUGAUUCAAUUUAUUUAGAAAUUUGUAUUGGUGGUCUUAGUUAUCAAACAGAACCUCAUACAUUAUUAACAUAUUUCGAACAAUUUGGUACUAUCAGUCAAUAUAAUUUUACAUCACCAACUGGCGGUGGUUACGUUUUUAUAUGUUAUGAAAAUUCUCAAAGUGUUGAUCGAUGUAUAGCUAAUCGACCACAUCGACUUGAUGGUCGACAUUUAUAUGUUAAACGUGCUUUACCUUUUGAUCCGGAAUAUCCAAAUGAACAUAUGAAUUCAAUACGUGACAUAAUGAUUAUAUGUGAUUCUCUCGAUAUUGAUGAAGAAUAUUUAAAAAAUUUACGUGAAUAUUUUUCAUCAUAUGGUGUUGUAUACGCUUGUAAAUUAUGUCACGAAACAAAUUAUGAUUAUAUUCUUGUUGAAUUUGCUGAUUAUGAUCAAGUUGAUCGAAUUAUUCUUGAUAAACCACAUCAUUUUAAUAAUCAAGAAUUAAAUCUUAUGAAAUGUAUAGCAACAAAUAAAAAAUUAAUGAAUAUUAAAUAUUCAUCGAAAGAAAAUUCAGUGAUUGCAAAAGAUGCGAUUGAUAUUAAUGAUGAUCAAAAAUUUUUAAAAUAUGAAUUAAAUUAUAAAAAUGAUCUUGCAGAAAAAAGUAAUCAUCAUAUUAGUGAAAUUGAUCUAGCAAAUGAAGUUUAUCGUUUACAAAAUUUAAUAAAAAAAUUAAAUGAAGAUUUUUCGAUUAAACGAAGACAACUGGAAGAGAAUUGUUGUGAACAAUUAAGAAAACUAAAUGAAGAUGCGGAUAAAACUCAUCGAUUACAACAACAUCUUGAGCAAGAAUAUACGAAAUUAUUAGUUGAACAUGAAUCACUUAAACAUGAAAACGAAGUACUCAAUGAACAGUAUUUAAUGACUGAAUUAGAAAAUUUCGAAAUGACAUCAUAUUAUGAACAAAUUCUUGCUGAAGAAAAAGCGAAAACAACUCAAUAUGAAACGGAAUAUACUCAAAUUCUUCAAUGUUUAUAUGAUAAUGAUUCACCUCAACCAUCUUCUCCUCAUCAUCAUUUAAUGAGUACUUCACAAACUUCAUUAUCACCACCAUUACCUGCCAUACCAGAUGACGAUGAUGACGACUAA